UAGUCAAGCAGUGAAAAAAGUCUGAUUUAUCAAUGAAAAGAAAGAUUUCAUCUACGGAUUUAGACGCAGUGGAGGUUUCAAGGCCAGCAAAAAGACGCAGAAUAGAAGUCGAUAAUCAAACGGAUAGGCUUAGUGCAUUUUGUCAUCGUAAUCAGACCUCUGACAAUCGUUUGAUACUGGCCCAAAAUGAAAUGUCAUCUGCUCCACAUAAUGCCAGAGAGAAAGAAAUGGCUCACAUGGCAAACAAGCAGACAUCUAAUGCAAACUUACAAAAAGACAGAGUACGGAACCCAAAUCUGUCCGUGGACGACCAGAAAGCGCAGCCCUCUCAGAUAAAUAGAUUACUCUUGUGGCUGCUAAACAUAUACCCCAACAAACCUCGAAUAGUUCUGAAACCACCACCAAUACCACAACAAAGUGAGCUGAAUGAACCAAGCCUCAGUAGUAAUGUGUUUCAGGAAGGAACAACAAAGAUAUCCGAGGAUUUGCCCAGCUCGUCUGCUGGUCUAACAAUACUGGCCAAGACUGCAUUAUCAGCCUCUGACAUUUCCUGUAACUAUUACCCAACAAAUAGUACAGAAACUGACGUAACAACCAUCACCGAAGGAGUGAAAAUUCGGUCCUCAAAACUUGACAGACUUCUGUAUGAUCUUGUGCCUUCUGGCCAUCAUUCUGAGGCAAGACCAGGGUCAUCAAACCAAUCAGUCUGGCACAAGGAGCCGGUUACACCGAGCAACAGUGCUCAGUUGCCAUUCAUAUCUGAAAGCACCAGAAAACGUAGAAAGGGCGUGCCACAAAAGCGGCCAUCCCUGCCUUCCCAGGCCACCUCAGCCGAAGUUGUGCCAAACAAAAAGGUUAAAUGGAGUGAUAAUGGUAGUUCUGUCAAAAAGGCACCAGAAAAAGUUUUAAUCCGGCCACCUCAGACACUUAUUGGACAAUACAGGAGGAAACCUGAGGUGUCUCGGCGACAGCCUUUCUACAACUCUCUGAUAGCCAACUGGAGGAAUCAGUUGGAUGAAUGGAAUGAAAAGAAUCGAGAAAUUGAUUCCAAAGAUGCUCACAAAAUGAAGUACCCUUCUUAUCUGCAUGAGUGGUUGGAGAGAGUUAAGUUUAAUCACACUCGCAAAUGGCAGAUGUUCAAGUAUUCGGAACCAAAAUGGACAGCAUGGCAACUAGCACAAACCAGCAAUGUGCGUGGUUCUUCCAAACAUGCUUAUUAACUAGAUCAUGAGAAAAAUUUAAAAUGUCUGAUGGCGGCCACAAGCUGUGCUUCCGCUUUAUUAAAAGUGCAAUAUAAAUGGACCUUUGAUGCUAUUGUGUUUGUG
Saccostrea echinata is the source of this 1325-nucleotide messenger RNA. RefSeq lists its product as uncharacterized. The coding region runs from base 33 to 1220 and encodes 395 amino acids. The transcript has 8 exons. The record is from RefSeq and is a predicted model, not a curated record. Lineage: Eukaryota; Metazoa; Mollusca; Bivalvia; Ostreida; Ostreidae.